Episyrphus balteatus (marmalade hoverfly) is the source of this 1275-nucleotide messenger RNA. Its product is annotated as GATA zinc finger domain-containing protein 14-like. Lineage: Eukaryota; Metazoa; Arthropoda; Insecta; Diptera; Syrphidae. The annotation marks the transcript as partial. The record is from RefSeq and is a predicted model, not a curated record. The transcript has 3 exons.
AAUAAUAAUAAUAAUAAUAAUAAUAAUAAUAAUAAUAAUAAUAAUAAUAAUAAUAAUAAUAAUAAUAAUAAUAAUAAUAAUAAUAAUAAUAAUAAUAAUAAUAAUAAUAAUAAUAAUAAUAAUAAUAAUAAUAAUAAUAAUAAUAAUAAUAAUAAUAAUAAUAAUAAUAAUAAUAAUAAUAAUAAUAAUAAUAAUAAUAAUAAUAAUAAUAAUAAUAAUAAUAAUAAUAAUAAUAAUAAUAAUAAUAAUAAUAAUAAUAAUAAUAAUAAUAAUAAUAAUAAUAAUAAUAAUAAUAAUAAUAAUAAUAAUAAUAAUAAUAAUAAUAAUAAUAAUAAUAAUAAUAAUAAUAAUAAUAAUAAUAAUAAUAAUAAUAAUAAUAAUAAUAAUAAUAAUAAUAAUAAUAAUAAUAAUAAUAAUAAUAAUAAUAAUAAUAAUAAUAAUAAUAAUAAUAAUAAUAAUAAUAAUAAUAAUAAUAAUAAUAAUAAUAAUAAUAAUAAUAAUAAUAAUAAUAAUAAUAAUAAUAAUAAUAAUAAUAAUAAUAAUAAUAAUAAUAAUAAUAAUAAUAAUAAUAAUAAUAAUAAUAAUAAUAAUAAUAAUAAUAAUAAUAAUAAUAAUAAUAAUAAUAAUAAUAAUAAUAAUAAUAAUAAUAAUAAUAAUAAUAAUAAUAAUAAUAAUAAUAAUAAUAAUAAUAAUAAUAAUAAUAAUAAUAAUAAUAAUAAUAAUAAUAAUAAUAAUAAUAAUAAUAAUAAUAAUAAUAAUAAUAAUAAUAAUAAUAAUAAUAAUAAUAAUAAUAAUAAUAAUAAUAAUAAUAAUAAUAAUAAUAAUAAUAAUAAUAAUAAUAAUAAUAAUGAUAAUAAUAAUAAUAAUAAUAAUAAUAAUAAUAAUAAUAAUAAUAAUAAUAAUAAUAAUAAUAAUAAUAAUAAUAAUAAUAAUAAUAACAAUAAUAAUAAUAAUAAUAAUAAUAAUAAUAAUAAUAAUAAUAAUAAUAACAAUAAUAAUAAUAAUAAUAAUAAUAAUAAUAAUAAUAAUAAUAAUAAUAAUAAUAAUAAUAAUAAUAAUAAUAAUAAUAAUAAUAAUAAUAAUAAUAAUAAUAAUAAUAAUAAUAAUAAUAAUAAUAAUAAUAAUAAUAAUAAUAAUAAUAAUAAUAAUAAUAAUAAUAAUAAUAAUAAUAAUAAUAAUAAUAAUAAUAAUAAUAAUAAUAAUAAUAAUAAUAAUAAUAAUAAUAAUAAUAAUAAUAAUAAUAAUAAUAAUAAUAAUAAUAAUAAUAAUAAUAAU